AUGCGCGUGCGUCAGUGUCUCCGAGCGAGAGCCACCGGCGUCUGUGUGUAUACGUGUGUGAGCCUACAGCAUGUUAUCUCGCACUUUUCUUUCCUUCCUUCUUUCGUUUUUUUUUCGCCGCGCGUUUCUUUCUUUGUUUCUUUCUUUUUUCUUUCUUUGUUUUUUCUUUCUUUGUUUCUUUCCUUCUUUCUUAUUUUCUUUCUUUGUUUCUUCCUUUCUUCUUUCUUUCUUUCUUUCUUACUUUUUACCACUGGCAUUCUGUCGUUUCUUUUUCUUUUCUUUUCUUUCUUUCACCUAUUUUCAUCCAUUCACCUCCAUCAUCACCACACAAGUCCUGUGGAAAUAGCACCGCGAACAACGGGGGCAGGCCUGGAACACUGGAAGCCUUCCGCCCGCGACUGCACACAGGCGGCGGAUCAACGAUGGUCACUCUCUGGUGACAUUGCCGAGUUCGGCAGCUGGAACCGUGACUGGGCUGGCCUAUUGAGGACCACCGCAUCCCACUCUAUUUGGGGAACCCCCUAG
Molecule: messenger RNA, 525 nt
Organism: Acanthosepion pharaonis
Lineage: Eukaryota; Metazoa; Mollusca; Cephalopoda; Sepiida; Sepiidae
Source: the annotation of a GenBank genome assembly